Messenger RNA from Hemibagrus wyckioides, 4692 nucleotides. RefSeq names its product ABR activator of RhoGEF and GTPase (gene abr). The transcript is spliced from 23 exons. Gene Ontology annotation, molecular function: guanyl-nucleotide exchange factor activity; GTPase activator activity; protein serine/threonine kinase activity. Gene Ontology annotation, cellular component: membrane. The coding region runs from base 185 to 3457 and encodes 1090 amino acids. The record is from RefSeq and is a predicted model, not a curated record. Lineage: Eukaryota; Metazoa; Chordata; Actinopteri; Siluriformes; Bagridae. Gene Ontology annotation, biological process: protein phosphorylation; positive regulation of GTPase activity; intracellular signal transduction.
UCUGACUGGUUAAACGGAUCAGUCGAGUGUGGAAGAGGAAUGAGAGAGGCAGAUAAAACAUGAGCUCUUCUAUAAACAAAACACAUUAAUAUACAGUGUCGAGAACGUUGUUGGGGGACAUCCAGGCCACCCUCAUCCAGAGAAGCACUAUUUUUAUUGCAAGAAGAAGGAAAACCACAAAGACAUGUGGGAACAGGAGGAAUUUGAGAAGCACUGGAGGAAUGAAUUUCCCGACGGUGAGGUGCCCAGGAUGAACCUGAGCUCCGUGGAGGACAUCGAGAUCGAGCUGGAGCAGUGCAAAGCGCGCCUGAAAAGCCUGCAGCAUGAGCUGGCGAUGGAGAAGUUCAAGGUGAUUUACCUGCAGACCACCAUUGCGCAGAAGAGGAAAAGUUACGACGCCGUCAGAUGGGGGAACAAGGAGGAGCACGACGCGGAGGUCGGGGCCACCAGAGCAGAGAAGACGCACGGGGAAAGCAUGCCAGCUCCGCCGGGGAUCAGGCUACACGCGAUCGGCUGCAAGAGCCUGGAGGAGCCGAGCGGAGUGCCGGCCAGAGGCAGCAAGACCGGUAAACCUAUCCUGGUUCCUCCGCGGAAAAAGUCCGCUUUGGUGAAGGAGAACAUUGCAGGACCGGGUUCCUCACAUCUCCGUGAGGAACGCGACAGGAGCAGACGCGACUCCGAGCGCGACAGCGACAAGGACUACGACGACGUGGAGCUCAACGAGAACUUCGUGCGCAAGAACCUGAUCGACACCAAGGUGCGGGAGAACCGCAACUCGUCGCUCAGACCCUUCCGGUACAGUAAGGAUUUUGAUUCCGGGGAUGACGGGAGAUUGUCGCCCUCCGUGCCGCUCCGAGCGAGUUACGGGUCGGGCCGCAGUACACCGGACCGGCGCAGUGACGGCUACCUCAGCUCCGAGCACGAGGACUCCUCAUCAGUGGAUUUUAACUAUAACACAGACGGUUAUGAUGGAGACGGAGCAGAGGACAGGAAGUCCCAGGAUGGCUCUGAGACCAUGCCCUUCAUCGACGAGUCUCCCACCAUGUCCCCACAGCUGUGUGUCCGGCCUGAUGGAGACCCCGUGUCCCCUACGCCACCUGACGGCCUGCUUCCUGGGGGCGACACGGAGAAGGGUUUGGAGAUGAAGAAGCUGGUGCUCUCUGGUUUCCUGGCCAGUGAGGAGAUCUACAUCAACCAGCUCGAUGCCCUGCUGCUGCCGAUGCGUCCUCUGAAGGCCACGGCUACCACGUCCAAGCCCGUGCUAACAGUGGAGCAGAUCGAAACCAUCUUUUACAAGAUCCAGGACAUCUAUGAGAUCCAUAAGGAGUUUUACGACGCUCUUUUCCCCAACAUUCAGCAGUGGGAUGAUAAGGUCACGGUCGGACAUCUCUUCCAGAAGCUGGCCAGCCAGCUUGGCAUAUACAAAGCCUUCCUGGACAACUACAAAAUGGCCGUGGAGACGGUGGAGAAAUGCAGUCAGUCCAACUCCCAGUUCCAGAUGAUCUCUGAGAACGUCAAAGUCAAGGGACCGAAAGACUCUAAAGACUGCACCACCAUUGUCACCAUGGAGGCGCUCCUGUAUAAACCCAUCGACCGUGUGACACGCAGCACCCUCGUACUUCAUGAUUUGCUGAAACACACUCCGAAAGAGCAUCCAGAUUUUGCUCUGCUGCAGGACGCGCUACGAAUCUCCCAGAACUUCCUGUCCAGUAUCAACGAAGAGAUCGACCCGCGCCGGACCGCCGUCACUACACCCAAGGGAGAGGUUCGUCAGCUGGUGAAGGAUGGCUUCCUGGUGGAGGUGUCUGAAGGCACACGCAAACUGCGCCAUGUCUUUCUCUUCACUGACUUGUUGCUGUGUGCCAAGAUGAAGAAAACUGCAGUGGGGAGGAAUCAGCAGUACGAGUGUAAAUGGUACAUCCCGCUGGCCGAUCUCACCUUCCAGACACUGGAUGACUCAGACUCAUGUACACAUGUCCAGACGCUUCCCGAGCACGAGAUCGAGGAAAUGAAAAUCAAGAUCUCCGUCAUCAAGAGUGAGAUCCAGAAAGAGAAGAAGUCACAGAAAGGCCAGAGCCGCAACGUCGACCGUUUGAGGAAAAAGAUGAAUGAGCAGGAGUCAUGUCUGCUGCUACACUCUCCAACAAUCCCUUUCCGCAUACACAACAGAAACGGCAAGAGCUACUUGUUCCUGCUUUCCUCAGACUACGAGCGGUCAGAAUGGAGAGAAAGCAUUCAAAAGCUUCAGAAGAAAGAUCUCCAGUCCUGUGUGUUGAGCUCACUGGAGCUCCAGGUCCUCACCAGCUCCUGCUUCAAGCUGCGCACUGUCCAUAACAUCCCUGUCACAACUAAUAAAGAUGACGAGGAAUCUUCCGGCCUGUACGGCUUCCUGCACGUCAUCGUCCAUUCUGCCACCGGCUUCAAAGAGUCAGCUAAUCUCUACUGCACACUCGAAGUGGAUUCCUUCGGCUACUUCGUUAGCAAAGCCAAGACCCGGGUGUUCCGAGACACCACCGAGCCGCACUGGAACGAGGAGUUCGAAAUUGAGCUGGAGGGCUCGCAGUGCCUGCGCAUCCUGUGCUAUGAGAAAUGCUACGACAAGUCCAAGCUCAACAAGGAUGACAACGAGAUCGUAGACAAGAUCAUGGGCAAAGGGCAAGUGCAGUUAGACCCCCAAACCGUACAAUCCAAGAACUGGCACGUGGAUGUGAUCGAGAUGAACGGGAUCAAAGUGGAGUUCUCCAUGAAGUUCACGAGUCGGGACUUGAGUCUGAAGCGAACUCCUUCGAAAAAGCAGAGCGGAGUAUUCGGAGUCAAAAUCAGCGUUGUGACAAAACGCGAGCGCUCCAAGGUGCCUUACAUCGUGCGUCAGUGUAUCGAAGAGGUGGAGAAGAGAGGGAUCGACGAGGUCGGAAUCUACCGCAUCUCCGGCGUAGCCACCGACAUCCAGGCGCUCAAAGCGGCGUUCGAUACCAACACCAAAGACAUCCUGGUGAUGUUGAGCGACAUGGACAUCAACGCCAUCGCCGGUACGCUCAAGCUCUACUUCAGAGAACUGCCCGAGCCGCUGCUCACUGACCGACUCUACCCGGCCUUCAUGGAGGGCAUCGCUCUGUCCGAUCCCGCAGCCAAGGAGAACUGCAUGAUGCACCUGCUGCGCUCUCUGCCUGACCCCAACCUCAUCACCUUUCUCACCUUACUGGAGCACCUCAAGAGGGUGGCUGAGAAGGAACCGGUGAAUAAAAUGUCGCUGCACAACCUGGCCACCGUGUUCGGCCCGACGCUGCUGAGACCGUCCGAGUCGGAAAGCAACAAACCCCACAUCACACUGGCCUCCGAUAUCUGGUCCCAUGAUGUCAUGGCACAGGUCCAGGUGUUGCUCUACUACCUACAGCAUCCUCCCAUCUCCUUCGCCGAGCUGAAGAGGAACACGCUCUAUUUCUCCACGGAUGUUUAACCCCGCCCACUCCUCCUCCCUUCUCCUCCUCCUCCUACACAAAGACACUUCCAUCCAUUCCCUCCUAACACCACCGUCCAUUUCCUGUACAGAAUUCCAGCCGCUUUGGGGGUAUACCAGACUGAGACGACUGCCUCCUCCACGUGCAGGAUGAGAGAGAGAAAGAGAGAGAGAGAGAGAGAGACCACACCCACUCUGCCCGAACGGAGAGCUGGAGACGGAGGACGAUAACAGCUUCCACAGAGGAUGCGUGUGUGUGUCUUUCUGUGGCCCUGAGGCAUGAUGGGAGAUUUUUACCAGCCCAGUUCAGUGACGUCGGCGCAGGAGAUCGGUGCAUUCGAACUCUCUGCUCAUUUUUUAUUUUUUUCUGUUAAUGUUAAUUUCGAGGCAUUACAGAAAACAUUCCUACACACCACGAUUUCCUACAUAUGUUAUUUCUUUAAGAGCUCUCUCUCUAGUUUAUUGGCUUUUGCACAUGUCUGAACAAAACUGUGUGUGUGUGUAGGAGUGUGUGUGUGUGUGUGUCCUUGCAUUUUCUUCAAGCUGAGGCUUCAGUAGGAGCUCUAUACUUGGGCCGGUCAUAUUUUAUUCUCUGUAGAAAAGCAGACGUUUCUCGACCAUUCCGAGGCCAAAAUCCUUUAUUUAUUAUAAAUAUCGUCUAUACAUUGUGCCUGUACAGUCCAUUACAUCAGAAUUACUUAGUUUGAAGGGUUUCUGUUUUUAAAUAGUGACUUUUAUUUAGAGAUUUUCUUGUUUACGGUCAGUGCUGACUGUGAGCUGUACUGUAAUCAUAAACACAAACUUCGGACCGUUAAAAUCGUGCUAGUUUUUUGGGUUAGAAUUGGAUUGAAUUGUAUGGAAAUAAAGCACAGGAUGCGACGGCUCCCCCUCCCCCCGGUGAUGAUGUGUGUGUGCCGUGGCUCGGACGCCACGUUCCCCUCGAUCAUCAGUGAAGCAGGAGGAUGGAUACGAAGCCAAAUCUCAUCUUUCUGUUUAUUUUUUAACCUGGGUGAUCGACCACGACGACUCGACAAAACUAAAUCUUUCUGCAGCGAAGCCAGUGACAUUCUCCUAAUCAGCACUGUUAGAUACCUGAUUCUCUUUAUGAUCAUUUUUUAAAAAUAUUGUACUUUUGCGGUAAAGAGAUUUCCGUAAUAAGGAUCAUUGUUGAUGUGAACAGGUUUUUUUUUUUCUUGUUUUUAGUAAAAAUAAAUAAAAGUGUACAGGAAAGCCCA